This is a messenger RNA of Brenthis ino (lesser marbled fritillary), 1536 nucleotides long. The record is from the annotation of a GenBank genome assembly. Lineage: Eukaryota; Metazoa; Arthropoda; Insecta; Lepidoptera; Nymphalidae.
AUGGCAGGUAUAGAUUGGUAUUACAAUUUUAUGGCGAGACACCCCAAUAUAUCACUUCGCAGACCAGAAGCUACUUCAAUAAAUAGAAUCACAGCAUUUAAUCAAGAAGAAAUAGAUAUAUUUUUUGAAAAUUUAAAAACACUCAUGGUAAAAUACCAAUUUAAGUCAAAUUCAAUCUACAAUGUUGAUGAAACGGGGAUUAGUACUGUACAACGAAAUUCCAGGAUUCUCGCACCGAAAGGUUUAAGACAAGUAGGUAAAUGUACUAGCGCAGAACGUGGUUCCUUGACCACAGUUAUAAAUUGUUUCAAUGCUGGAGGCACAUACAUUCCCCCAUUUUUUAUAUUUAAAAGAAAGCGGAUGAAUGCACUGCUUAUGAAGGACAGUAACAGUAACAUGGUAGCUUGUGUUUCUGACUCAGGCUGGAUAACUGAAUCAAUUUUCGUUGAUUGGCUUCAGCAUUUCAAAGCAUUUGCGAAACCAUCUGCAGAUGAACCUAUUUUGCUUAUACUGGACAACCAUGAAAGCCACAUUAGUUUGAGAGCUCAUGAAUUUUGUCGCAAGAAUUUUAUACAUGUUUUAACUUUGCCUCCUCACACAUCCCAUAAAAUGCAGCCUUUAGAUUUAACUUUCCAUGGCCCACUAAAAACAGCAUAUAACAGGGAAUGUGAAUCCUUCAUGGUCAACCAUCCAGGAACCAAAAUUACGGCAUAUGAUGUUGUAGGCCUUUAUACAAAGGCUUUUAAUAGAACGACAAGUAUUGAUAAAGCUAUGAAUGGUUUUAGGUCUGCUGGAAUUUGUCCAAUGGAUCGAGAUAAAUUUAAAAACACUUUUGAAAGUUUUGGUGAUAUGUUUUCAUCAGUCCCUCCUCUUGAACAACGGAUACAAACAAAUACCAACAAUUCAAGCCAAAAUGAGUCCCAGAAUGAAUCUCAUGUUGUCUGUGAUGCUGCCAAUCAAAAUAUUUCUAAUCCAAUAGAAUUUCAGGAAAUAUUUCAACUUUCCAAUAAUGAUGCCAACCUUGACGAUUUAAACGAAACAAUACCUACGUCUGCAUUAGUGGAUGAUGUUAGUGAAGCUGGUGUUAAUCAAAGUAUAACAAGUCAAACUUGUCCAUCUGCCUUAGUACCACUUAGUGAUAUAGUGCAAGUUCCAACUAUAAAACCUACUCGUACAAAACGAUUAGUUAAAAAGAAACACUCCAUUAUUUUCACCAGCACACAGGAAAAAGUAAACCUAGAGCAAAAAGAACAAAAGAAAAUAGAAAGAAAGAGAAAGAACCUAGAACAAAAGAAGACCAAAACUACAAAUAAAAGACCAAAACUGACUAAAGAAAAACGACCAAAAGAUUUAAGAAACUUAAAAAAAAUUGAAUGUGAUAAAGAAAAUGAUGAAUAUUUCUGCAUUUAUUGCCAGGAAAAGUAUUUUGACCCACCCACCGAAGACUGGAUUAUGUGUUUAAAAUGCAAGAAUUGGGCACAUGAAAAUUGCAGUGCUGGGUCUUCUUCAAGAGGCUACGUUUGCGAAUUCUGCAAA